Molecule: messenger RNA, 1512 nt
Organism: Beta vulgaris subsp. vulgaris (sugar beet)
Lineage: Eukaryota; Viridiplantae; Streptophyta; Magnoliopsida; Caryophyllales; Amaranthaceae
Exons: 1
Coding region: 1-1512 (503 amino acids)
Molecular function (GO): nucleic acid binding; zinc ion binding
Source: RefSeq, a predicted model, not a curated record
AUGACUAACACUAAAAUAGAGCCAGGUAGCUCUUUAUACCUUCACCCUUCAGAAGGGACUCACACUAUAAGUGUUGAGAAGUUAGAAGGACCAUCAAAUUACAGAUCUUGGAAAAGAUCGUUUGAGAUAAGCCUUGCUUCAAAGAGAAAGCUGGGGUUUGUGACAGGGGGAGAGAAAAAAGAUAGCACUGAUGAAGUGAAGAGUGAAGCGUGGGAAACAUGUAAUAAUAUGGUGAUUUCAUGGAUCCUGACCUCUGUGUCUGAAUCCAUUAAAAAGUCAGUGAUGUUUGUUACCAAUGCUGCUGAGAUUUGGAGACAACUGGAGAGAAGAUUCUCAGUAGCUAAUGGUGCAAGAAAGUAUAAACUUCAUAAGGCUGUUUAUGAAACAAAGCAGCAAGGAAGAGGAGUGGCUGAAUAUUAUACUGAGAUAAAGAGCAUAUGGGAGGAACUGGAUGCCCUGAGAGACUACCCUGCAGUCACCAAACUUGAACCAGAAGUAGUUGCUUAUAUAGGAGCUGUGCAGAAAGAAGAAGAAGAGGAACGCUUGUUCCAAUUUUUGAAUGGCUUGGAUGAGUGCUUUGGGACUCAGAGGAGUCACAUCCUUAUGAUGACUCCCUUGCCUAAUGUAGAAACUGUAUGUGGUAUGGUUCAGCAAGAAGAGUCCCAAAGAGAUGCAUUUAGCAGCAUAAAGCAAGAAAAUGAAGUGUUUGCCAUGUAUAGUAAAAGAAGUGAGAUGAACUGUUCUAACUGUGGGAAAGUUGGUCAUGGUGCUGACAAAUGUUGGGCAUGUAAGGCCUGUGGGAAGACUGGUCACACAACUGAGAAAUGCUGGACAGUGGUUGGCUUCCCAAGCAAGCUACCUAAGUCUCAAAGAGAGUUCAAAGGAAAGAGCAAGGAAGUGGUGUAUAAAGGUAUGCAAGGAAGAGAUGUUAAGCAGAGUGUACCCAGAUGGAACAAAGGUAAGCAAGAAGGAAGAGUGCAAAUGUCUGCUAAUGUGUGUAGUCAGAAUGAAGGAGGCAGUAAUGGUGGGAUCACUGCUCAGCAGUUGGAGCAGCUUCUCAAGCUUCUACCUCUUCCUUCAAGAAGCAAGGAUGAUGAUUCAGGAGAUGAAAUGGAAACAAAUUUUGCUGAAAUGAUUAAAUGCAAUCUUGCACAAUCUGUGUGUAAAGAUUGGAUCCUUGACUCUGGCGCAACACAUCACAUGACAGGGAACUUUGAGCUCCUUGAAAACCCUAUAAAGGCCACACAUCAGCCAAGCAUCAGUCUGCCUAAUGGUGAAACCUCUCUUGUUUCCCAUAGUGGAGAGACACAGGUAGCUGGAAACAUGAAACUUCACAAAGUCAUGUAUAUUCCAUCAUUUAGGCACAACCUUGUGUCUAUUCAAAAGCUUACUCAACAUCAUGGGUGCAAAGUGUUGUUUCACCCUGAGUUUUUGCAUUAUCCAAGAUGGGAAAAGCUCCCAGGUUCUUGCUAUUGGGAGAGCUGUGAAGGGAAUAUAUUACCUGGUGAAUGA